AUGGUUAGGACCAGGUUGAGGGCUACUAGCCCUGGCCAUCAGGGAAGCAGAGGUGCUUCAAGUGAUCCCCAGCAUGAUCGCCAAUCUGCACCAGUCAUGCAGACGUCGUCCAUUCAGCAUGUGCAAUUCAUGGCGGUUGCAAUGGCGGAAUUGACUCGCCAAAACCAGGAGUUAAGAAUGGAGAUCAAUCAGAGAAGACAAACAUGUGAGGAACACGAAGGAGGAGGACAGGCACAAGAACAUGGUGGCAAAGAGAAUACUGAGAUUGGAAGUCAGUUUAGAAGCACCACUUCACGGGCGGUGCCACACUUGAAAGAGGAGAUGGACCAAAUGAAGAAAGUCAUGGAGGAAAUGAAAGAGAACAUGAGGAGGACGAAUCCUAUAGAAGAUUUGGUCCACAGAACUGACUCUCCUUUUACGGCUUCCAUCAACGGCCACCCUCUACCAUUAAAGUUCAAACUGCCAUCCCUGGACUCGUAUGAUGGGACGCGUGACCCAUUUGAUCACAUUGCAACAUUCAAGACAACGAUGCACUUUCAAGGGGUCCCUGAUGAAAUCAUGUGUCGAGCCUUCCCUACUACCCUUAAAGGCCCAGCACGAGUUUGGUUCAGUAAAAUACCCCCAAGUUUCGUAAGUUCUUUCGAAGAGUUAAGCAAAUUAUUUGUUAACAAUUUCAUCAGGGGACAGAGACACAAGCGUUCUUCGUCCAGCUUGCUUACCAUAGAACAAGGGGAAAACGAAAGCCUGCGAUCAUUCAUCACUCGUUUCAACAGAGAAGCCCUUAGUGUGGACGAGGUAGAUGACAAACUUCUAUUGGCAGCCUUCCAUAACGGGAUCAACUCUGACCUAUUUAUCCACAAGCUAUAUGAGAAGGAGCCUCAAACCAUGGCUGAGCUCGUCCAUUCGGCUCAGAACUUCAUGAAUGCAAAAGAUGCGAUCAUAGCCAAGAAGAGAAAAAGAGCUGAAAGGAUGGAAGCGCACCCAACUCGACACUCAGAACAAGCCCCUCGUCCAAAGAAGGGACGGACGGAAGAUAAGAAGGAACGAGAUAACCAGAAGAUAGGUCCCUUGGGAAGAAGCCAGAAUUAUACGCCCCUGAACGCUCCACUUGAUCAGGUGCUCAUGCAAAUCAAAGACGAUCCUUCUUUAAAAUGGCCAGAGAAGAUGAAGGGGGAUCCCAAUAAGCGCAAUAAGAACAAAUAUUGUCGCUUUCACAGGGACCAUGGGCAUGACAUAGAUGAGUGUUAUGACUUGAAACAGCAAAUUGAGAACCUUAUCAGACAAGGAAAGUUGAGGCACUUCAUUGGAAGGGAUCAUAAAGAUGAGAAGUUGAAAGGCAAAAUGGAGGAAUCAUCCCAGCCCCCACUAGGAGAGAUAAAGAUUAUCGUCGGAGGGAACUCGAUGGGGCAAUCUUCCAAGUCGAAGAAGACGUAUCUCAAAGUAGUACAAAACGUCCAACUCUUUGGAUGA
Molecule: messenger RNA, 1470 nt
Organism: Quercus lobata
Lineage: Eukaryota; Viridiplantae; Streptophyta; Magnoliopsida; Fagales; Fagaceae
Exons: 1
Coding region: 1-1470 (489 amino acids)
Source: RefSeq, a predicted model, not a curated record